AUGGUUGCCAUCAACAAGAUUUUCUGUGCGUCCCUGCUCGUUGCCGGCCCAGCAUUUGCUGCUGCCUUGCCUGAAGCCCAGGCCCAAGCCGACCUCUCCAAAUACAAGGAUAAGCUCGGAAAAUUGAAGGAGAAGUUUAAGGGCGGCAAAGACGAGGACUGCGACAGCUCCACUAAGACCACCCUGGAGACCUCUACCACGUCUGACUGCGACACUGCCACCAAGACCACCGAGAUCAUCACCUCCACCUCGUCCUCGUCCUCCGACUGCGACACCGCAACCAAGACGACUGAGUCCCUCAAAUUCAAGAAGGUGCCUCACGUCGGCGGCCUCACUCCGUACUUGCUGCUCGGUUACGCCCCAAGUCUCGCUCUCUGGGGAGGUGCCACUGUUGCUGCCAUCUUCACCUUUACCGAGCACUGGCCAUUGUUCCAGGACACUUUCUACAAGAAACUUCCAGUCAUGGGUAAGCUCUGGAUCAAGGAUGUCGACCCACAGGACUUGCCACAGUGA
Molecule: messenger RNA, 513 nt
Organism: Ogataea angusta
Lineage: Eukaryota; Fungi; Ascomycota; Pichiomycetes; Pichiales; Pichiaceae
Exons: 2
Coding region: 1-513 (170 amino acids)
Biological process (GO): mitochondrial electron transport, ubiquinol to cytochrome c
Source: RefSeq, a predicted model, not a curated record